Messenger RNA from Motacilla alba alba, 5721 nucleotides. RefSeq names its product HAUS augmin like complex subunit 6 (gene HAUS6). Lineage: Eukaryota; Metazoa; Chordata; Aves; Passeriformes; Motacillidae. Gene Ontology annotation, molecular function: microtubule binding. Bases 248 to 2998 code for a protein of 916 amino acids. The transcript is spliced from 18 exons. Gene Ontology annotation, cellular component: HAUS complex; mitotic spindle microtubule. Gene Ontology annotation, biological process: spindle assembly. The record is from RefSeq and is a predicted model, not a curated record.
GUUUUAGUUUGUUUUUUGGGUUUUUGUUCGUUUGUUUGGGUUUUGGUUUGUUUUGGUUUGGUGGUUUUCUUUCACACCUCCCCCCCCCCCCUCUGGAGGAGCACCGGUACCGGGACUACACCUCCCGUGAUGCAGCGCGUUCGGCUCGCCUCGUCUUCGGACGCCGGUGGCGGACGGGAGGUCUCGCGAGGGUAGGGGCGAGGUAUGGGCGGGCCCGCGCGCGGGAGAAUUUGGCGGGCUCGGGAAGAUGGCGGCGCUGCGGGUGUCUUUUGCCCGCUCGGCGCCGAGAGCUGCAGAGCGCACUCACUGGGAGAGCGAUCACCUCUGGAUCUGUUUGCUGGCCUUGGGCUUCAACCCGAAACGCUACCAUGGCGUAAGACUAGGGAGGGAUAUGUUCGAUAAACCGAACGGCAAAGCGUUUUCUGCCAUUGCCCGCUUCUUGUUUAUUAAGCUGGAUAAGCAACGUGCAAGACAAACUUUCAAAACUCAAUCUGGAUUCACAAAACUAUCAAGUCCUAGAUUUAGGAAGCACUGCUGUCUGUGGCUAAGAGAAAUUGCACAGCAGAAGGAAGUAAAUCUUCCACGAAUUACGCCUUCCACGCUGAUUUGUCCUGGUGGUGCUAAAUUUGUUCAUGUGUUAUACCGUUUUGCAAGAUAUGUAAUGAUUGAGAACAUGAAAAAGCUCUCUGUAGGCACUGGUAUACCUUUUGCUGAAGCUGUAAUGUGGAGACCUUGGGAUAUGUACCUAGCAAAAGCAAGACACAGAGUUGCAUACAAUAAACUGCUGCAAAUUCUUCAAAGGGAAGACUUUGUUUUUCAAGAAUAUAGGGGAAAAGCACGGGUUUUAAUUACAGAAAUAAGGCGGACAAAGUCUGAAUAUGCAGUUGUGCAGGAGCAGUUUUGCAGGAUGAAGCAAAAUUACCAAAACAAAAAUGACAGAACUGAUAGAAUUCAGAAGGUCCGCAGUAUGUGGACACUUAUAGUGGAAAUGCUUACAUCUCUGAAAAAGGAAAAGGAAGUUGUGGAUUCUGUACUUGAAGACUGUGUUAACCCAUGUAUUCUAGACGGAACUGAGGUUGUUUUGAGUGUUCCAGCGUUGUUGACUUUCAGAAUUGAGAGUAGCAUACAUAGAUUUUGUACAGGAAAUUUAUAUGAAGAUGGAAAUCUGAAUUUUCUAACAGUUAUUCAGUUGCUAAAUGAAGCCCUGAUGACAUUGAGAGAUGAACGUUGUCCAUGUGAAUUAAAAGAACUUCACAGAAUUGAGGAUGUGGUUACAUCCUACAAGAAUGCACUACAGGAGUUGAACACAAAAAGUCUAAGAAGAAAGCAAGACCAUUGUGAGCCAAAGCAUCAGUCUCUUCUCAGAAAACAGGAAAUCUGGGAGUCUAAGUGGAGAACAAUUCUUGGCCAGUGUCCUUUUAAUUUAAUCUUUAAAGAGGAUCUACAACCUGCUUCAUCGCUUCAAUCUUCUGGUUCUUCAGACGAAGAUGAAGGUGGUGUCUUUUAUGAGUCAUUUACAGAUAAUUAUGACUAUCAUCAUGAAGAAUGCCAUGAUGAAAGUGAUGGGUCUUUGGAAACCACCACUGAUACAACUUUGGAAACCACCACUGAUACAACAUUAGUACCCUCAAGAUGUGACUUCAUGCAGCAUGGAGGCUUGUCUGCUUCUGUGGCUACAGACAGGAGCUCAUCGGUGCUGUCGUCGUCAGAAGCAUCCGAAAAUGGAGACCUGUUAAUUAAAAAUAACUUGAAUACUUGUGUGGGAAAUAAAAAACCUGUGCCUCAAAAAAACUUGAAAAAUGGAAAGGAAGAAUUCCCUACUUCAGAAAUGGAGGAGAAUGCAGGUGAAAAUGUUACCCAAACAAAGUCUCCUGUGAAAAAAGAUGACCUUCUUGAGAAAGCCAGAGAUGAACUGGCAGAAGAGAUUGCAAAGUCAGUGAUGUCUGAGUCACCUCACAGUGGUGAAGAAAAAGGAAUGACAUUAGAUGAUCUCAUUAGCUCACUGUCUUUUAACCCGUUUUUAACGAAGAAUAAAAUAUCCCGAACUCCAGAAAAUCUGCUUACUGAAAUUAGAAGUUCGUGGAGAAAAGCUAUUCAGACUAAGGGCUCAUUAGACCCAGAGCUGUCCUCAGCUGAAGUGGUGACGGAAGAAUCUUCAAUGAAUGCUACACCCAGUAUGCAGGAGGAGGUGGACUCUGCCUUUGUGUGCUCUGAACCUGUGUCUCCUGUAUCUGACUUGGGUCCUCCUGUGUCAGGAAAGAAGCCUCAAUUGAAUUCUACAGAAUCUAGUUCUCAGGACCAAGUGAGUGUAAGUCAUACAUUUGAAUCUUCGGAUUCAAAAAUGUCUGGAAUUCAAGAAUGUGAGAGAACUGAAUCAGAGGAACCAGAUUGUUCUGCUUUGAGUCAAAGUUCUGUAGAAGAUCUAAGUCAGACUUUGCAAAAUGUAGCGAAAAGUAUGAAUGUUCCAGAUACUUGUUUGAAAAGUAGAACAAAUACACUAUCUUCAGACCACUGUCGCAGUUUUCUAAUGGAUAAGAUGCCGUGCUGGAAUGUAUCUGCAUUAAAUUCUGUCUGUCAGAAAUCUGCUGACAUAGGAAUAUUGGAUGAGACACUUCCAGAAUGUACUGGCUUGGAUCCCAGCAUAUCUGCAGACUCAGACUCCGUUUUUUUUACAAUGGACAGUGAAAAUUCAGUGGAUGGCUCAGAAAAUAAUGAGGAUAUUAAAAAAUUAGAUAUGCAGUCCCUGUCUAACUCACACGAAGUGCUAAAAAAGACUGCAUCUGAGACUGAAGAGGAGCUGCAUCAAACACAUAAUGGAGACAAAUCUCAAAGUUAUAGAGCUAAACUAAGUAUGGUAUCAAAAGGAGGAGAGGAAAAUGAAGAUGAUCCUUCCAUGGAUGAAGAAUUCACCAAGAUGCCAUUGCCAAACUCUCCUGAUGAAAGCAAACAUUUCCUGUCGUCUUUGCUGGUAUCCUGUCAACAGAUGGAUGGUACAUGAAGUCCCAUUAGACUUACUACAAAAAUUGAAGGAUGGUGUGCAGGGAUGUGAUGAGGCAGGCCACCACCCACUUGGAAUUGAGUCUGGCAAGGGAUAUCAAUGGUAAGUACAUCAGCAGGAAAAGGAAGAUUAGGGAAAGUGUGGGGCCAUUGUUGAAGCAGACAGGUGAUGGUGAUGGAAGACACAGUGAAGUGUGAUGGAAGACACAGUGACGGUGGAAUUAGUGAAUGCUUUCUUUGCCUUAGUCUUUACUGCUGAGGCUGUCCUUCAGGAAUCCCAGACCUCAGAGGUAAGGGAGGAAGGCUGAAGAAAGGAGGAUUUGCCCCUGGUCAUAGAGGGUUCAGUUAGAGGUCAGCUAGACAGACUUAAUGCCCGUAAGUCCACGGGCUCCAACAGGAUGCUCCCAUGGAUGCUGAGGUAGCUGGCAGAUACUGUUGUUAAGCCAUUCUCCAUUAUCCUUGAGAAAUGGAGAUCAGGAGGUGCCUGUUGACUGGAUGAAAGCCAACAUUAAUCCAUAUUCCAAAAGGGCAACAAGGAGGAACUGGGAAACUACUGGCCAGUCAGCCUCAACAUCGUCUCUGGAAAGGUGAUGGAAGAGAUCAUUCAGGAGAUCAUCACUAGGCAUGUAGAAGAAAUGGUCAUCAGGAAUAGUAAGGAUGGAUUCGCCAAGUAGUCAGGAUGGCCAUUGGGAGUAGACAGGUGGAAAUUGUACUUUAUCCAUAGCCUUCUCAGAUGACAUGGCAGGGUGGUUGGCUAGGGGAGAGCAGUGGGUAUUGUUUGCUAUUAAAGAAACUUCCCAGUCUGGCCAUUCAUGAGCCUCUCUGGCAGUGACAUUCCCAACAUCAGAGACUUUCACUGUUGGGAGUGAAGCCCCUUUGCAGUGGGUGGCUCCAGUGAGCUGACAGGUGCCCUGCUUGACUCCUCACACAGCCCACCCUCACAUGCAGUCAGACCAGUUUCCUUGCAGGUCCCAGGUGUCCCCUAGCAGUGUCUCAGAUGUCUCAGUCUGUAAAGCCAUGUAUUCACAGUGCAGUAACACAGAAACAGCUCGAGCUGGUGCCUCUGAGCAGGACCCCCAGCAAAGGAACCCCAGAUCUUUUACAUCUUCAGUCUCCCCGCAUGCAAGUCUUGAUCUUCCUCCUGAGUCUUCAGCUUCUGUCCCUACUCUGUGUCUGUCCACCUAGAUGGUGUCACCAAUCUUCAUCUCCUUUGUUAUCCAAAAGGUAGGCAAUUCCCAGCUCCUGAUGUGUCUGUCAGUGUCCAUUCACCUGACUGCUGUCAUCCAUAUUCAUUCUCCUUAUUAUCCUGAAGUUGGGCAGUUCUCAGGCGCCCACCCAGAGCUCAGAUUACAUCUCAGUCGCUUGGGUGUCCAUUUGCAUGGAUCAGAUGGUAUCAGCACUACCUUAAUCUCAGCAAGGGUUUUGAUACUGUCUUCCAUAACAUCCUCAUAGGUAAGCUCAGGAAAUGUGGGUUAAAGGAAUGGACAGUGAAGUGAAUCAAGUACUGACUGAAUGGCAGAGCUCAGGGAGUCAUGAUCAGUGAAGCAGAGUCCAGCAAGAGGCCUGCAGACAGUGGUAUUCUCAAAGGAUCAGUCUUAUUCAAUUUGUUGAUUGUAAUCUUAUUCAAAUUGUUUGUCAGUAAUCUGGAGGAAGGUAUCAAAUGCACCCUCAGCAGGUUUCCUGGUGACACUAAACUGGGGGCAGUGGCUGAUCCACCUGAAAGCUCUGCUGCCAUUCAAUGGGACCUUGAUCAGCUGGAGGGCUGGGCAGAGAGAAACCUGGUGAGGCUCAACAAGGGCAAGUGCCAGGUCCUGCACCUGGGGAGGAACAGCCCCAAGUGCCAGCACAGGCUGGGGCUGACCUCCUACAGAGCAGCUCUGUGGAAAAGGACCUGGGACUCCUGGUGGAUCACAAGCUGUCCUGAGCCAUCAGUGCCCCUGUGGCCAGCAGGUCGAGGGAGGUGAUCCUCCCCCUCUACUCAGCCCCAGUGAGGCCACACCUGGAGUGCUGUGUCCAGUUCUGGGCUCCUCAGCACAAGGGAGACAAGGAGCUACUGGAGAGGGUGCAGUGGAGGGCCACAAGGAUUGUCAGGGGUCUGGAGCUUCUUUCUCAUGAGGAGAGACUCUGGGAGCUGGGAUUGUUUGGUCUGGAGAGAAAAGACUGAGAGGGGAUCUCAUCAAUACAUAGAAAUAUCUCAAGGAUGGAUGUCAGAAAGAUGGUGCCAGACUCUGAUUUUCAGUGGUGCCCAAAUAAAAAGCAAGGAGCCGUGGCCACAAAGUAAAGCACAAGAGGUUCCACCGUAACUUGAGCCAGAACUUCUUUACACUGAGGGUGGCAGAACUCUGGAACAGCUGCCAGGAAAGGUUGUGGAGUCUCCCUCUGGAGACACUCAAAACCCAGCUAGACACAUUUCUGUAUCACCUGCUUUAGGUAACCCUGCCUUGGUGGUGGGGGUUGGACUGGAUGAUUGCCAGAGGUCCUUUCCAAUGCUAGCCAUGCUGCGAUUCUGUGAUUUAAUGAAGUACUUGAAAUUUAAUAUAAACUAGGUUCAAGGAGCAGUGAAAUUUAUUUCUUUGUGCAAGAAAGGUUUCAUUUAGAACUGUAGCUGUGUUGCUAGCAGCUGAUGGGAGCACUUAUCAAAUGGUACUUAGAGUACCAUUUCAUAUAUGCUUUAUUAAUACAUGUGGAACAACUUCGGUGUUUCUGUCUUAAUAGUUGCAUACU